UCAGAAAAAGAAUGGAAUCGAACUACGUAUGGAAAAUUGCUGGAAUUGAUGACCCAGCAUGGAUAAAUGUGACUGAGUACGACAAACAACUAAUUAGUUCAUAUUGUUUUUAUGUAUUUAAAUUGCUUCAAGAAAAAUUAAAAUUUAGAUACGAAGUCCUUCAACCCAUGCCAAAAAUAAUUCUACAAGAGUAUUCAAAUGGAAGUUAUUCUGGAAUGAUAGGACAGAUAAUUAAUAAGGAAGCAGACAUGUCGGCUUUUCCUCAAUAUAUGAGUAGCGAUGUCUUUCACUUGGUCGAUUAUACCUCGAUUAUUCGUGUACUACCGAUAAAUUACAUAAUUAAACAACGCAAAUUAAAGCUAAAUUGGGAAACUAUUUUUAAACCAUUUGCCUUCGAGGUGUGGUUAACACUCUUAAUGUCCAUUGUGUUCACUGGGAGUAUAUUGUCUCAAAUUAUGAAGAAGGCUAAUAGUUUGCAUGGCUCAAAAAAAUUUUGGUCAGUGAAAACAAGCGUUUGGCUUUUGUUUUCAAAUAUUAUACAACAAGGAAUCAAUUUAGAUCACGUUUUUCGAGAUUCAUCAAGGAUUAUAAUCGGAGUUUGGCUAAUUAUAGCAGUGGUCCUGGGAUACGGCUACAGUGGGGUCUUGAUAUCUUUCCUUACAGCUACAAAUUACGAAUGGAUACCGAGAAAUUAUUAUGAAUUAGCAUCUGCAGUAGAAAAGGGUGACUUCUCGUGCGGGAUAUCUGUUUUUUCUCAAAACACACAUUUUAAGGGAAAUCAGUCUGAAAUGGCGAAAACAUUGGGCGAUCACAUCAAUCAAAAACGCAAUUAUCUGAAUGUAGAGGAUACUGUCGAAAAAAUAAAUAACGGUCGGUUUGCAUAUAUAGAAAAUAUUGAAUACGUAAACAGAGUCGUCAGGAUGGAACUGACUGGCAAAAUAAUAACGAGUGAAGAUCAACUUAUAUCGUAUCCCGUAGCAUAUCUCCUAAGAAAAGAUUUCCCGUAUAAGAAACACGUUAAUAAAAUCUUACGUCGUUUGUUUGAAAGUGGAAUAACGGAAUUCCUCAGAAGCAAAGAGGAAGUAAUUCCCAUAUACGAAAGCGAAGACGAUGAUGUCGAACCACUAAACUUGAACCAACUUUUAGGAAACUUCAUUAUUCUCAUUACAGGCCGGAAUUCUCCUUAAGCUUACUAGUACGUAUGUUAAACCUAUGUUUUGUUCUAUGAUGUUUCGGGUUGUAUAGGACAACAACGCUGAGGUUUGUAUGAAACAGAGGUGUUACGGUUGUAUCGGAAACAGUUUAAAAUUGAUAAGAAUUAUAUUCUCGCAGAAUAUUUUUGUUUUAAGAGACAAUAUGAGUAAACUACUGCAGAAUAAAGGAAAGAAAAAAGAAAAAGAAAUAAUUUAUGCAGUUAAAAGAAAACUGCUGAGGGAAAAUCGUCUACAUAAAGAGAAACAAAGAAAGAAAACAGUAAAUAGGCCUAAAUCACUUCAAGAAAAGAGAGAAACUCACUGCAUCAUCUGUAAUGAAACCUUUGAAAAAAACUGGAUUUAUGUGUAGGAUUUCUGAAGGUUGGGCUCAUGAAAAUUGCGCCGAUCUUAAAGGAAACAAAUAUUUUUAUCAAUGUGAUGUUUGCAUUACCAAAAAAAUAAACACAAAAUGCAUUUGUCAUUAAAACGAAU
Centruroides sculpturatus (bark scorpion) is the source of this 1685-nucleotide messenger RNA. Its product is annotated as glutamate receptor ionotropic, delta-1-like. Gene Ontology annotation, cellular component: membrane. Gene Ontology annotation, molecular function: glutamate-gated receptor activity. The record is from RefSeq and is a predicted model, not a curated record. The coding region runs from base 12 to 1187 and encodes 391 amino acids. NCBI's taxonomy places the organism in Eukaryota, Metazoa, Arthropoda, Arachnida, Scorpiones, Buthidae. The transcript is spliced from 9 exons.